AUAGUAGUGGAGAAGCUGGAGAAGAAAGGUCUUGUAUUCAAGCCAAACAAGGGGUCUGAUGAUGACAUUGAGUUGGUGGAGCAUAGUGAAGACUGGGUGGGGAAGUAUGGUCCAUCAAAAUACAAAUCAUCAAAAUAUUGGACAGAUGUAAAAUCAACUCCUGCAAAAGAAGAUAUAGACAACAGGGUGGACGCAUCCUUCACCACUGGGAACGGGAAUAAAUUGGCGCGUGAGAAAGGUGUGCAUCACAACACACCUGGUACGGGAGAUGAAGGAGACCCCUUCGUUAUUGAGGACAAUGUGUCAGACGGGUCUAGCGCCGAUAAAUCUGAGGAGAUUAGUAUGGAUAGUCUGAACACCCGUAUUAAAAAUGCGAAAGAAAAUGGCACUCCGGAGAAUGAUGGGAAGGAGAAUGAUGGGAAACGCAAGAGGAAACAGUCAAAAUAUUGUCUUUCACCUUACCAGCAGAACGGUGGACGUAAACAUGCAAAGAAAAGUCUGUUUGGUAUAAGAGCUACUAUGAUUAAUACUGAUUACAUUAAUGAGGAUCACAUAGAGGCCGCGAAGGUUUAUAUCCGGACACUGGCAGACUCGGAGAAGCUUUGCAGCAAAACUGUCGUGCACAUGACGGGAAUUGGUGGGGAAACAUGUACACCUGAAAUGCUUGAAGCCAUCAUUUCGAAAAAGUGGUUGCAUGGCGGUGUCAUUAAUAGUUAUUGCAACCAUAUGCAGACCCAUAAUCCUCAUGCUGACCGUCACAUAUUAUCAUCUUGGGUGUCCCACUGGCUUAUUCUUCGUGCUGAUGGAAAGGUUAACAACUCUAAGAGGCAUUUUAUGGAUCACUUCACAAACCAAACUAAAAUGGUGUCUAGAGUUAUUGAAGAGUAUUUCAUCAAAGAUAAGAGGGCAGAAAUAGCAAAUGAUACAAAGGAGGUGAAUGCUCUUAUUGAAACGGAACAUCCUGACGUAUCAUCCUGGCCAAUAAGGGAGUACGAUAUGCCGUCACAAACAGACGGAGUCUCUUGUGGUCUUUUCGUGGUGAAAUGCGUUCAAAACUGGGACGGAGAUGAUUGGACAUUUGAGUUUGAUCAAGAUGAGGUUAAUGCUUCAAGGGGACACAUUCUAGCUGAAAUACUUUUUUCAGAGUGCAACACGAAGGAAGUAGUGAAAGAGAAGAUCCUCAAGAUCAUGGAGAAGAAAUGA
Molecule: messenger RNA, 1203 nt
Organism: Aegilops tauschii subsp. strangulata
Lineage: Eukaryota; Viridiplantae; Streptophyta; Magnoliopsida; Poales; Poaceae
Source: RefSeq, a predicted model, not a curated record